Messenger RNA from Candidula unifasciata, 1993 nucleotides. The record is from the annotation of a GenBank genome assembly. Lineage: Eukaryota; Metazoa; Mollusca; Gastropoda; Stylommatophora; Geomitridae.
AUGGAUUUACCGUCGCCAGCAGACGUCGCGAUUAUGAGCCUGAGUACGUCACGUAGUUCGUCCACUCCCUCCUUGAAUGGCGAUAAAGAUUGCCAGUCGCUGGAUAGUUUUUAUAGAUCUUCAGAAGAAGAUGAUGAUUUCGACACCGUUAACUUGGACGAGUAUAUUAAACCUAGUCUCAAACGAUAUCUGUACCCACAGAAAGAGUUCGUGGAGGAGCUAAGGCCCGAAGAGGUUAGGUGGUUCUAUAAACACGAAGGGGGUAAAAAGUGGACGUCUUUUAUAGGGUAUGAUUCUCUGAGGAUUGAGUGCAGGUUCCGAGCUUUGAAACUCAGUAACGAAAACGGCGAUAUUGACGAAAAUGAAAGAAUUCUUGUCAGAGGUGGAUUAUAUGAAGUUGAUGUCAAGAAUAAAAAAUGUCUCCCUGUGUACUGGACUGAAGAUGAAUCGGACAUUGUCAGAGGUGUCUGGUUUGAGGAGGGACACUGGCAGCCAUUAGAUGAGAGCUUUUCCAUUCAGAUAGAGACGGAACAUUUAGCUAAGUUCAGAGGUCACCGCCUGGAAGAAGCACCAGAGUCAGCAAAAGGACCUAAACCAGUGAUUCACAACAUUAGGUUCAAGGAUUUUCAUGUGGACUGGAAUGCAACAAAUGAGAUCUACAAAUACAAUGAGUCCAGGUCAUCAAAGAUGAUACGCAAUGUUCGUCAGACCCUGGGCUGGCAAAAAUCUGGAACUCGUUUGCGACGAGGCUACUGUUAUGAGGCAAUAAUGGAUGACAAGCCACCAGAUAUAAACCACCUAGUGUUCGUCAUUCAUGGUAUCGGCCAGAAGAUGGAUACUGGAAGCAUAGUUCGCUGCACCAGGGAAGUACGAGACCGUGUCAAGUACAUGAGAGCAAAGAUGUUUCCAGAAUUUGAUACGGUUGGCCAGAGAGCAGAGUUUUUACCUGUCCAGUGGCGGUCAUCUCUGAAGCUGGAUGGAGAUACGGUCGAGUCAGUGACACCACACAAAAUGAAAGGAGUCCGCAGUGUUCUCAAUAGUUCUGCCAUGGAUGUCUUGUACUACACCAGUCCUCUAUACAGAUCUGAGAUAACCAACAGUUUGAGGACAGAAAUAACCAGGCUGUACCAUACAUUCUGUUCAAGACAUCCAUAUUUUGAAGCGAGCAAUGGCAAAGUCUCAAUAGUUGCACACUCCCUGGGUGCUGUGAUAUCAUUUGAUAUCAUCACAGGUUGGAACCCAGUGAAUCUGUAUGACCAGCUCAUGAAUUCUUUGUUGGCAGAAGAAGAGGAGGAUGCUUGUGGCAAUGAUGAACUAUUGUUGGAUAUCAAUGUAGCGAAAGCCAAGGUGCAGGAUCUUGAAUUGUUGAUGAAAUCCAUUAGGGAUCGGCAGGGAAAAGUUAUUCAGUCGUUGCCUUUUAAUGUUGAAAACUUGUUCUCUAUUGGAUCACCCUUGGCUGUUUUCCUGGCCUUAAGGGGUGUGAGACCUCAAGGAAUCGGCUCCCAGGACCACAUUAUACCCACUUCUCUAUGCAAGCGUUUGUUUAAUAUUUUCCACCCGUCUGAUCCUGUUGCCUACAGACUGGAGCCUUUGAUCUUGAAGCAUUACUCAACCAUUAUGCCUUUACAUAUUCAUCAUUUUUCUGCACCCAAAAAGGAGCCUUACUCUAAAAUCCCUAGCAGGGCCUAUGCUGCAUUCACUGGAGCCCUGGAUGAGCUGACCAAAGACAAGACUAAAUUUGAGGACAACGGAGACAGUGAGGGCAGUGGCAGGGACGAACCAACUGACCCCUCGGUUCAGGUCAAAGGACAAAAAUUUUCCCUAGCUGGAUGGUUCAACAACCGCAAGAAGAAAGAAGCCGCAGACAAACUGUCAGCAGAGCUGCAGAUGAUGAACAAGAUUGGCAAGGAGUACGAGACUCAGAUGCAGAAGGAGAUCAUCUAUACUGACCAGGAUGAGCUGGACAAGACUGCCAUGAUGGAACAUCUCUUUA